Messenger RNA from Sebastes umbrosus (honeycomb rockfish), 1785 nucleotides. RefSeq lists its product as uncharacterized. NCBI's taxonomy places the organism in Eukaryota, Metazoa, Chordata, Actinopteri, Perciformes, Sebastidae. The record is from RefSeq and is a predicted model, not a curated record. The transcript has 5 exons. Bases 495 to 1394 code for a protein of 299 amino acids.
ACUAUUUGCCAUAAGCUUCUUAUAAGUAUGUGCAGAAAGUGUUUUAGAAAAAUGUAACCAUUCACACAAUGACUGGAACAUCUCACACAGCAUAUGAUGUUGUGGGUUGCAGCACAAUAACCGCUUCCUUGACUCUAAUCAUACAACAACAUGACAAGAGGAGCAUAAACCAGCCUUCUGUCAGUUGAAAAUUGACCUUAAACAGCCACAAAGAAAACAUCACACCGUGGUGAAGGCGGUAAGUGACAUUUUUGAAUUUUAAAUUUGUGCUGAAAUUAGCUAAAGUGAGCAGAAACAAUAUAUUUUUUUAGGAUUUAGGGUCUAAAAUUUGAGCGGGUAUCAAUUCUGAUACAGAACAGUCCAUACGUGCAAUUUAUAUCGAUCGGACUUCAUGUUUAUUAAAAAUUGACUUUUUAGCUUCAAACUUAAAUUUAGUAAUCUACAGUAUGUAAAUCUAAUUAAAAUGGAAAUAAAAUGUAACAUUCAUUUGAUUUAUGUUUUACAACAGAAAAACAAUGAUUUCCAUCGGCAUGAUCUUCACCGCUCUGGCAACAACAACUCUGGCAACAGCAGCCCUGGCAGAAGGAUCUACCGAAUGCAAUUUCUCUGAACCUACUGGAGUUCAGCUCUGUUUCGGAGCAGUGGGACAGCUGUUGAUUUUUCAUCUGACAAAUACAGCAAAUACAGAUAUUAGGUUGAAAAAGGAUGACAAAUAUAUUAUUCUAAACACAAAAAAACAGAUAGUGACUCGGCAUGCAGAUUAUGUGAAUUUGCCUGACCUCUUCACCAAUGGAACAAUCAAACUGGGUAACGCAAUGAAGAGUCAUUCUGGAGAUUACCUGUUGGAAGAAUAUCGAUCUAAUGGUACUUUACUGAAAAAAGUGAAUGUGCAUCUAGAAAUACAAGCUCCAGUGUCAAAGCCAGCUGUUUCCCAGAUGUGUUUGUCUCCAGAACAGAUGAACAUCAGCUGCUCCUCCGAGGGAGAUGGAGUAGAGUUCAAUUGGACCUUGAACGGUGUCUUACUGGUGCCGACCAGAGGCUACAGCCAGUUCCCGAGCAACAUGACAGAGAACAUCGAGUCACCGACAGGGGACCAAACUGAACGAGACAAACCGAGUGUUUCAAAUGUUACCAUCAGCUUCCUCGGUCAGCAGACAGGAAACUUGAUGUGUGGUGUUUGGAACAAUGUCAGCAGAGAUGAAACAGUUUUUCAUCUGGCAGGCUGUAAAGCUUUCUUUUCUCACUCCCCUGUUGUUGUGGCUGUACGAGCUAGUGUUGUCACACUACUUCUUUUGGCUUUGUGUCUUGGCAUCUGCCAUGUGCAUAAGAAAACAAGACCAACGGCUGUUAAUGAAGUCGGAGUCAUGUUUUUACAUUCUGAAGCAGAGGCAUAAUUUCACCGAAAGCAUCACUUCACCGGGCCUCAAGUUGAUAUUUCAAAGUAGUUCCACCUAAAGUACUCAUUGAGCUGUGAGGUGACCUGUGAAAGAGCACCUCCUAUUGAACAAUUUGAGCACUGACAUAAUGCAUACAGUACUGAAGAAUUGUUUGAAGUUGCUAAUUUGAAAGGCAAUGCUCUGUCUGUUCUGAGUAUACUGUAUAACAUUGCCUUGGUGUUGCUUUUCUUACAAGUGUGUAUUUCUUAAAAUAAAAUAAUUCUACGUUGAAAAUGUAUGCAAAAACAUUUCCUCCUAAUUCUUGUUGUUAAUUAAUGCCUGGUAUUGUGUUGUUACUGCCUCUAAUUGACUGUUAAUUAAAUCAAAAGAUCUGCAAAUGUAAACAUUU